Ipomoea nil (Japanese morning glory) is the source of this 657-nucleotide messenger RNA. RefSeq names its product probable amino acid permease 7. The record is from RefSeq and is a predicted model, not a curated record. Gene Ontology annotation, cellular component: plasma membrane. Lineage: Eukaryota; Viridiplantae; Streptophyta; Magnoliopsida; Solanales; Convolvulaceae. The coding region runs from base 1 to 657 and encodes 218 amino acids. The transcript is spliced from 7 exons.
AUGUCGUUUGGUUCACCAUAUCAAAAGGCCAACGAAUCAUGUGACACAUGUACUCACACAGACUGCUGGCAGUUUAAGGACAUGCAUAAGGGAAGGGAUCAGGUGCGGCAUCUUGUUGGGAUCGGUUUCAUUAAGCUUGGAAUUGUGUAUACAAUCACCUUUGCUUUAAGCAUCCGUCGCUCAAUACUGUAUUUCUUGAUUACAGGGCAAUUAGAAAAUCAAAUUGCUAUCACAAUGAUGGGCACGGCUGGAUCCUUUGGCACUGACGAAACUCCGGGGAACCUCUUGGCAGGCUUUGGUUUUUAUGAGCCAUAUUGGCUUAUAGACUUUGCUAAUGCAUGCAUUGCUGUUCAGCUUUGCGGAGGAUAUCAGGUGCUCACCCAGCCAUUCGUGCGUACAGCGGGCGUGCGUGCACGACAUUUACCAGCUUUGAGAUUAAGCUUCUUGAGGGUGAUCUUUCGAACAACCUAUGUUGUUGUGAUCACUGGGAUUGCCCUAGCGUUCCCUUACUUCAACCAGGUUGUGGGAGUUUCAGGAGCCAUUAAUUUCUGGCCUAUAGUUGUGUACUUCCCUGUGCAGAUGUUCCAUCAAAGCUCUUAUUGCUGCCAGGUUCAACCACCCUUGAUGACCGAGACAAGUCCCAGAAACGUCCUUUAG